CCCCACCACCUUCCAGCUGGAAAGCAACCCCAGAGCCAAGUACACCUACGGAGCCUUCUGUGUCAAAAAGUGCCCACAUAACUUUGUGGUGGACCACAGCUCCUGUGUGAGGGCUUGUCCCAGCAACAAGAUGGAAGUAGAAGAUGACCGCAUUAAGAUGUGCAUCGCCUGCACUGAUAUCUGUCCAAAAGCCUGUGACGGUAUAGGUACAGCCAGUCUGCAGUCAGCCCAGACCGUGGACUCCAGCAACAUAGACAAGUUCACCAACUGUACCAAAAUCAAUGGAAACCUGGUCUUCCUCAUCACUGGCAUUAAAGGGGAUGUGUACCACAACAUUGAGGCUCUGGAUCCAGAGAAACUGAAUGUGUUUCGGACUGUUAGGGAGAUUACAGGUUUCCUGAACAUUCAGUCGUGGCCAGAGAACAUGACAGACCUGAGUGUCUUCUCCAAUCUGGCAACCAUUGGAGGGAGAGCACUGUACAGUGGUAUCUCUCUCCUAGUGUUGAAGCAGCAGUGGAUCUCGUCCCUCCAGCUCCAAUCCCUGAAUGAGAUCAGUGCUGGUAACGUGUACAUCACCAAUAACAGUCAGCUGUGCUACUACAACACCGUCAACUGGACCGGCCUGUUCAGAGCCAACAACCAGAAGGUCCUCAUACGCAACAACAGAGACCCCAAAGAGUGUACUACUGAGCGGAUGGUGUGUGACCCUCUGUGUUCGGACGCUGGCUGCUGGGGGCCGGGACCAGACCAAUGCCUGUCCUGUCGCUACUUCAGCCGGGGACGCAUCUGUGUGGACACCUGCAACCUCUAUGAAGGGGAGGUGCGUGAGUAUGCCAACGGCUCGGUGUGUGUGGAGUGUGAUGCCCAGUGUGAUAGAGCAGACGAUGACUCCCUGACCUGUCAUGGCCCGGGUCCUGAUCACUGUGUGAAGUGUCUCCACUUUAAAGAUGGUCCUAACUGUGUGGAGAAGUGUCCUGAUGGCCUCCAGGGGGCCAACAGCUUCAUCUUUAAAUAUGCAGAGGCCAACAACGAGUGCCAUCCCUGUCACUCCAACUGCACCCAGGGGUGUAUUGGACCCAGACUACAGGACUGUAAUGGCAUAAUGGACAGGACUCCCUUGAUUGCGGCCGGGGUGAUAGGGGGCCUCUUCGUGGUGGUCAUCGUGGCUCUGAGUGUAGCCGUGUCCGUCCGCAGGAAGAGCAUCAAGAAGAAGAGAGCCCUGCGACGCUUCCUCGAGACAGAGCUAGUGGAGCCCCUGACACCUAGUGGUACCGCCCCUAACCAGGCCCAGCUCCGCAUCCUCAAAGAGACUGAACUCAAGAGGGUCAAGAUACUGGGCUCGGGGGCCUUCGGCACCGUCUACAAGGGUAUCUGGGUGCCGGAGGGUGAGACAGUGAAGAUCCCGGUGGCCAUCAAGAUCCUGAACGAGGCAACGGGACCCAAGGCUAACGUGGAGUUCAUGGAUGAGGCUCUGAUCAUGGCUAGUAUGGAACACCCCCACCUGGUCCGUCUCCUGGGGGUCUGCCUGAGCCCCACCAUCCAGCUGGUCACCCAGCUCAUGCCCCACGGCUGCCUGCUCGACUACGUCCAUGAACACAAGGACAACAUCGGCUCUCAGCUGUUGCUCAACUGGUGUGUCCAGAUCGCCAAGGGUAUGAUGUAUCUGGAAGAGAGGAGACUGGUGCACAGGGACCUGGCUGCCCGUAACGUGCUGGUCAAGUCCCCCAACCACAUCAAGAUCACUGACUUUGGUCUCGCUCGGCUGCUGGAUGUCAAUGAGAAGGAGUACAACGCUGACGGGGGCAAGAUGCCAAUCAAGUGGAUGGCCUUGGAGUGUAUCCACUACAGGAAGUUUACCCACCAGAGUGACGUCUGGAGCUACGGGGUGACAAUUUGGGAGUUGAUGACGUUCGGGGGGAAGCCCUAUGAUGGCAUCCCGACCCGUGACAUCCCAGACCUGCUGGAGAAAGGAGAGCGUCUUCCCCAGCCUCCCAUCUGCACCAUAGAUGUCUACAUGGUCAUGGUCAAAUGUUGGAUGAUAGAUGCAGACAGCAGGCCCAAGUUCAAGGAGCUAGCUGCAGAGUUCUGUAGGAUGGCCCGGGACCCCCAGCGUUACCUGGUCAUCCAGGGUGAUGACCGUAUGAAGCUGCCCAGCCCCAACGACAGUAAGUUCUUCCAGAGCCUGCUGGAUGAGGAGGAGCUGGAGGAUCUGAUGGAUGCUGAGGAAUACCUGGUUCCUCAUGCCUUUAAUAUCCCACCGCUGGCGUACACACCCAGGACACGUGUUGACUCCAACAGGAACCAGUUUUUUUACCAAGACCCAAGUUUCGGCAUGGAGGACAUGUUGGGUACCAUGGGGACCAUCCCACGGGUGCUGUCCCUGUCUGUAGUCCCAGGGUGCAGGCCCCCAGGGGACCAGUCUGCAGGGGGGCAGGGCGGCAGCGGCCAGGAGGACCAACGCUUCGAGGACCAGCGCUGUAACGGCACCCUGAGGAAGCAGGCCUCACCCCGGCCCGCAGGACCUCCAGGACAAGGCGGAGCCCCAGCCUCAGGUCCAGGGGAGGACAGCAGUGGACAGCGCUACAGUGCAGACCCAACCAUCAUGCUGGGGGAGAGAGGAGCUAGAGGAGACACAGACCAGGAUGGAUACAUGACCGCCAUGAGGGAGAAGGCCUCCUCAGACUAUCUCAACCCAGUGGAGGAGAACCCGUUCGUGACGCGCCGGAGGAAUGGAGACACCCUGACCCUGGACAGCUGUAACCCCUACCAGGUGGCCCCCAUAGGCCCCCAGCUGGCCGGCUCCGGCCCCAGAGAGGAUGACGAAUACGUCAACGAGCCCCUCUACCUCAACACCUUCCACAACCCCGGAGGACCAGGGCCAGGAGAGGGAGACUACACCGACUACACCCUGAAAAAUAACGGAGUCCCUGGGGGACACAACCCUACCCUCGCCACUCUUGCCAGCCAACCAGGCGCCACUGGCCUCACUGCUGGCCAAUCAGGCACCACCCAGGCAGGGAACCCCGCACACAGCGUCCAGGCAGCCAACGCCCACACUGUCUCCGCACAACCGGGAUACGCUGUACCUCCGGGGCUCGGCGCAGCCGGCCCUCACCCAGGGCACAUCCUGCACCCAGGUCACCCCUCCCACCCCGGGUACACCCUCCACCCUGGUCUCACAGGCACCAUCAUGGUGGACAAGAAGACCAGACAAGACAAGAACAAGACAUUUGACAAUCCAGAGUACUGGCAGCAUAGCCUCCCUCCCAAGGCCACCCUCCACAACCCCGAGUACCUGCAGGACUGCAGCACACGCUUCUUCUACCGGCAGAACGGACGUAUCCGGCCUGCCGUGGCUGAGAACCAGGAGUAUUUGACAGAGUUUGCCCUGAAACCCGGGACUGUGCUACCGCCCCCGCCCUAUAGACAGAGGAACACUGUAGUGUAACGUGGAGUAGUGAAGAGGAGGAGAGGAGGACUGGGUGAGAAGAGGAGGAAGACAAGGGGAGGAGAAGGAGCG
This is a messenger RNA of Coregonus clupeaformis (lake whitefish), 3520 nucleotides long. RefSeq names its product receptor tyrosine-protein kinase erbB-4-like. The transcript has 23 exons. The coding region runs from base 131 to 3448 and encodes 1105 amino acids. Gene Ontology annotation, cellular component: signaling receptor complex; basal plasma membrane. Gene Ontology annotation, molecular function: epidermal growth factor receptor binding; ATP binding; transmembrane receptor protein tyrosine kinase activity. Lineage: Eukaryota; Metazoa; Chordata; Actinopteri; Salmoniformes; Salmonidae. The record is from RefSeq and is a predicted model, not a curated record. Gene Ontology annotation, biological process: multicellular organism development; positive regulation of kinase activity; positive regulation of cell population proliferation.